AUGGAGGCGGUGCCCCAGGACAGGCCCCCACAACAAAGAAGUACUAAGGUGUCAGACCCUGCCAAGGUGUCAGAGUGUGGAGCCCCUGGCCUCCCACCGGACUCCCCCCGCUCUGGGUUCACGUCCUCUUCUGCGUUGCCCAGGCCCCGGACUUUCCAGGUGUGCCCCACCCCGUCCCGAGGUCCCCCUCCAAAGGCCCUGGGUUUACUUCCUCUACUGCUCAUCCCCCACUCCGCGCCCCAACCCCAGCGCUUCCCCAGGGCCGGGCCUCCUCAGUGUGACAUGUCCACCCACCCAGACCGCCCCCUUUGGACUCCAUCGCCGCUUUACCCCAGACUUCCCGCACCCCUGCCCAGGCCCGCUUGGGGCGCAGCGCCAUGUUUACCCGAUCCCCUCCCGGGCGAGCAGAAGGCGCGCGGGCCAAGGGGAGGGCUCAAUGAGGGAGGAAACAGGGAACGCCGGAUCUUCAGGCCACCAUACCCAGCCACCGCAGAACAUGGCGAAGGCGGGCCUAGGCGGGGCCUUGGGCAGAGCCGGCUCUGGAGGCAGGGCCCUGACGCCCAGGGCCCGAGGGAGGCGGGCCCCGGGUGCCCCCGCUGCAAGGUCGCGGUGUCUGACCCCCACUUCGCUGGAAAGCAGGGCCUCGCAGACUCCACCCCCGGGCCCAGGAGUUUGGACUUUGUGGUGGGGACAAGUUUUCCUGCUGUUGCUCUGCCAUCAUACCGUCCAUCCUUCGUUCCCAACCAGUCCUUGUCUUCCCCAAAUGGCCUUCAGCCUGGAGGCAGCAGCCCCAGUUCAAAUCCUUCCCAGCCCCCUGCUCCACCGCUGCACUGUCCCCCACAGUCUCAGAGGCCCGUAUGA
This is a messenger RNA of Felis catus (domestic cat), 861 nucleotides long. Its product is annotated as proline-rich protein HaeIII subfamily 1-like. The record is from RefSeq and is a predicted model, not a curated record. The coding region runs from base 1 to 861 and encodes 286 amino acids. NCBI's taxonomy places the organism in Eukaryota, Metazoa, Chordata, Mammalia, Carnivora, Felidae. The transcript has 3 exons.